AUGAGCGAAUACAAAUAUUUGAAAGGACAGACUGUUGGAGUUAUCGGAUGUCCGUUCAGCGGCGGCCAGCCUAGAGGGGGAGUAGACCUGGGUCCGCUAAGAAUAAUUGAAUAUGGCUUGUUAGAUCAACUUGUCGACCUGGGAUGGUCAGUCGAGUUCGAUGGCCACCGCAAGCUAGAUAAAUUACGUCCCACAUAUGAUCCUGAUAUUGGCAAGCUGAAACAACCGCGCUUUGUUUCGAAAGUAUGUCGGGAGGUUUCUAAAACAGUCGAAUCUUACGUGAGGAAGGGACAGCUAGCAUUGACACUUGGCGGGGACCAUAGUUUGGCUAUGGGAACAGUUUCGGGAACUUUUGCAGUACAUCCAGACGCGGCUUUGAUUUGGGUUGAUGCACACGCGGAUAUCAAUACACCCGAUACAACCGUAUCUGGCAACAUCCAUGGCUGCCCUGUAUCUUUUCUUCUCGGCAUUGCAGGGAAAAUUGAAGGAUUCUCAUGGCUCAAGCCAUGUCUCAAACCCGAGCAACUAGUGUACAUUGGGCUCAGAGACGUCGAUCCACCGGAAAAGAAGAUUCUAAGACAAUAUGGGAUCAAAGCAUUUUCAAUGCAUGAAGUGGACAAGUACGGGAUUGGUAAAGUCAUGGAAAUGGCUUUAGACCAUGUGUGUCCGGGAAGGGAUACGCCGAUUCAUUUAAGUUUCGAUGUUGAUGGUUUGGAUCCUACUGUUGCACCUAGUACUGGUACACCUGUACGUGGAGGUCUUACAUUCCGAGAGGGACAUUACAUCUGUGAAGCAAUUAGUGAAACAGGAUGCCUGGUUGCCGUUGAUAUAAUGGAGGUUAAUCCGACAUUGCAAGAUGAAGUGAGUAUAGAAGAAACUGUCACUGUUGGUUGCUCUCUUAUUCGGAGUUGUCUGGGCGAGACUUUAUUAUGA
Paraglomus brasilianum is the source of this 933-nucleotide messenger RNA. The record is from the annotation of a GenBank genome assembly. Lineage: Eukaryota; Fungi; Glomeromycota; Glomeromycetes; Paraglomerales; Paraglomeraceae.